AUGCCGCCGAAACGGAAGGCAGAGGCCGUGGCUGUGACUGAGGCGGCGGUCGCAACGCCCACAAAGCGCCCGCGAAACUCAUCGCCGGCGCCAAAACCGAGCGAAAGCGCAACGCAGAUCACCGACACACCUCAGACGGGCGAGAAAAGAAAGCGAGGUCGUCCGCGCAAGUUCCCCGAAGGUCAAACCCCCAAGCCGACUGAUGGCCCGAAGCGUGGCCGGGGUCGCCCGCGAAAGGUCGUCUCGGAGAGCGAUCUGGCAGCGGCAGCGGCAGCGGCAGAAGCAGCAGGGCCGAAACGAGGACGCGGACGUCCUCGCAAGGAACCUGGCUCUACCACGACCACUCCAAAGGUGACCCCGAAGAAGAAGGAUGGGCGUGGCCGGCCACGCAAGAGCCUUCCAGCCAAUGGCACCGACACGGAGCUCAAAGAGACCACAGUCAAAUCUAAACCCUACACGGGCUUCCCUGACGAGAGCGGCCGAUCCUACUGGUUGAUGAAGGCCGAGCCGGAGUCCCGCCUGGAGAAGGGAGUCGAUGUUAAGUUUUCUAUUGAUGAUCUGGAAGCUGCCACGCAGCCUGAGCCCUGGGAUGGGGUUCGCAAUAUUGUUGCGCGAAACAUCAUGAAAGACAUGAAGAAAGGAGACUAUGCAUUCUUCUAUCAUUCCAACUGCAAAGUCCCUGGCAUUGUCGGGGUAAUGGAGAUUGUGCGGGAGUAUUCGGUUGACGAAUCUGCCUUUGAUACGAAGCAUCCCUAUCACGAUCCCAAGUCCACCCGUGACAAUCCCAAAUGGGUUGUUGUGCACGUCGAGUUCCGCCGCAAGCUCACCAAGCAGGUUACGCUGAACGAGCUAAAAGCCAAUGCCGAACGGGGCAAGCCCCUCGAGAACCUCCAGACUCUGAAGCAAGCCCGUCUCAGUGUCUCAUCUGUGACCCCCGAACAAUGGCAGUUCAUUCUAGAGCUGGGUGGCGAGGACCCUCGGAGCAUUUAG
Messenger RNA from Penicillium macrosclerotiorum, 990 nucleotides. RefSeq names its product EVE domain-containing protein. Gene Ontology annotation, molecular function: DNA binding. Gene Ontology annotation, cellular component: nucleus; chromatin. The transcript is spliced from 6 exons. NCBI's taxonomy places the organism in Eukaryota, Fungi, Ascomycota, Eurotiomycetes, Eurotiales, Aspergillaceae. The record is from RefSeq and is a predicted model, not a curated record. Gene Ontology annotation, biological process: regulation of DNA-templated transcription. The coding region runs from base 1 to 990 and encodes 329 amino acids.